This is a messenger RNA of Rhodofomes roseus, 2100 nucleotides long. RefSeq names its product guanine nucleotide exchange factor. The transcript is spliced from 7 exons. Gene Ontology annotation, biological process: G protein-coupled receptor signaling pathway. The record is from RefSeq and is a predicted model, not a curated record. Gene Ontology annotation, molecular function: guanyl-nucleotide exchange factor activity; G-protein alpha-subunit binding. Gene Ontology annotation, cellular component: cytoplasm. The coding region runs from base 87 to 1895 and encodes 602 amino acids. NCBI's taxonomy places the organism in Eukaryota, Fungi, Basidiomycota, Agaricomycetes, Polyporales, Fomitopsidaceae.
UUCUUUCGAUAUUAAAUCCUCGCGCUAGAAGUACAACGGCGCGGGCUGACAUCUCUCCUGCUCUCCGUCCACGCUAGCCGCCGCCCAUGUCCAGCUUUCUCCAUGCCUACGACGCGCUCUCGUCUACCUCGCCGCGGUCAGAGGUGGCGUCUGUCUUCCAGUCCCUAAUAGACGCGUACCCUUCGCAGAUCGAUCCCGCCACGCGCAAGACGCUAGUGCAGACGAUUCUGGACGAUCUAACGAAGUGUAGUUCCGGCAAUGGGAAGAAGGGCAGGUUGACCGCCAAAGAUGCUUUCCCCGCUUUGCUCGCCACGAAGAUCCUGGGCAAAGACCCCGCAGGCUCGGAAGUCAUCGCCACGUCCGCAAACCUCUCAACGCUGCUUGCCCUCUCCCGCUUUUUCAAGGAUGACGCGGACGCGUCGAGCGAGGCGUUGCGGUGCAUCGCGAAUGCCAUGUUACUGAUCAGCCAUGCGCGGGAAACUUUCAUACAGAGCGAUGUUGGAGGUGGGGACGCUGCAGUUGAGCUGCUUGAGAAAACCACAAAUGCAGAGCGCAUCUUCCUUGCGUCGCGCAUCCUCUUUCUAUCCACGGUGUCGAUGGCGUCUGCCAACUUCAUACGUGCACUCGUUGAGACGAAACCUCCCGGCCAUCCGGGCAAUAUCAUCGAAAUAAUUGGCACGAAGCUGGACAUCCUGUCCAGAAACAUUCAGACUAGCGCGAAGUUGUCACGAGAGGCGAUGACCGACUUACUCAAGUUCACGUUUAAUCUGUUGUUACACUAUCCUAAGAUUGCAAACGACUCCGAAGAGAUCACGAAUAGGUCCGAAGAUGAGGCCAAGAUCAUGGGCGAUAGCUGGAAUGAACGCUUGGAUGGUAUUCUCCCGCCGCUUCUCCGAGCGUUCAAUGCACUUCCUCCCUCCUUCCCCUCACCGCUCGUCCCUCCAAUGACACACAUCAUACAUUCACUCAUCACUAUCCCCGUUACCCCAUCCCUCCACUCGAAAUGGUUCCAAUCAACAAGUCGCAGCAGCAGCCCGCGCUCCCCCAAGAGCCGGGAAUCGUCGCUGGGCUCCCCGCCACGCAGUGCGAGCGGGAGCGCAAGCGGCUCGCCGACGCUCGGGCCGUCCAAGGACAAGUCUAGCGCCUUCGACCGCGCCAUGUCUAAGCUGACUGUGGGUCGGCGGUCCCUCUCUCUCUCGCGGUCCACCUCACCAAACCGCCCCGCACUUGUCGACGUGCUCCUCCGCGCGUAUGAUUUGCUCGACGUGUCGUUUUCGCACUACCUCCCGGGGAACAUCGACCCAGACGACGGGAGCGUGCGCGAGAAGUGCCGAGCGGAAGGCAACGCGAAUCUGGACGAUGUUCUCGUACCGCUGGUGCUUCUCGUCAACAAGCUCUGUACGGCAGACGAGGGCUCGCGGGCGCGCAUGCGUGAAUGGGUGUUGCCUCCGGACCUGGAUCGCACUACGCCGCUUGAGGGCCGCGCCGACUUCUUGGGCCGCUGUCUGAGGCUGCUUGCGUGUGUGCACCAUGCGCGCCUCAAGUCUGCUACUGGGGAGAUGCUCUACUCGAUUUGCGACUUCGAUGCGAGCCUGCUUGCUUCCUACGUCGGCUAUGGCAACGUGGCCGGAUUCCUGUUCCACAAGGGCAUCACUGGCCAACCCUCGCGGCCAUCGAACGCGCCAGUGCCUCAAAUGACGCCGUCAGGCGUGCCCAUCAACCCAAUCACCGGUAUCGUCGAGGAGGAAUCCCCGGAGAUUGAGAUGACGGACGAAGAGAAGGAGCGCGAGGCUGAGAAGCUGUUCGUCCUCUUUGACCGUCUCGAGAAGAGCGGCGCCCUGCAGCCCAAUCAAAAUCCGAUACGCAAGGCCGUGCAGGAGGGCCGCCUUGGUUAGAGACGCCCACUGCACCCGUCUCCCUCACUAUUUCCUCUUGUUCCAUUUGUUCGCCGGCUCUCUUGCUCCCUGUGAACACUGGCCUUACCCUCAUUCCCUUGCCUAUUCAUUCUCAAUUUCUAGCCUGAUUGCGCGGCAGCGGCAUUCACACUCUCGCCUCGAUGUUCUUUUGCGUUUAAUACCCCCAUCAGAAUGUUCACUCUCG